Messenger RNA from Geosmithia morbida, 1977 nucleotides. RefSeq names its product C2 domain. NCBI's taxonomy places the organism in Eukaryota, Fungi, Ascomycota, Sordariomycetes, Hypocreales, Bionectriaceae. Bases 1 to 1977 code for a protein of 658 amino acids. The transcript has 2 exons. Gene Ontology annotation, biological process: positive regulation of gene expression. The record is from RefSeq and is a predicted model, not a curated record.
AUGACGACGACAGCGACGACGACAACAGCGCCAGCGCCUGUCGAACCCUCCGGCAAGAACGGCCUUCUCCAGCACACCAGCAAGGGACGACCGGAUUCCGGUGCCACAACCACCACAACCGCCACAGCCACCACAACCACCACCACCGCCACCACCGCCCACACAGAUCAUUACUAUCCCUCGGACGAAGAGGAGGCGGCGGCGGCGGCGGCGGCAGCAGCAGCAGCAGCAGCAGCAGCAGCAGGAGAGGGGCACGACCACGACCGCGACCACGACCCCGCCAUGGCGGAGGCCGAUCAGGAAGAUGGCAAGGCGCGCAGCUUGGGCCUCCCGCUGCGAUCUCUGACGCGCAAGGGACCGCCGGGCGGCUUCGACGACACGCCCCUCCCCGACGCCCCGCAGGGUUACACCCUCCGCUUCACCUUCCACUACGCCGUGAACCUGCCGCCUGCCGACUUCAACUCGGGCGCGGCGGAUCCGUACCUGACGGCCACGCUCAAGGGCACGCAGCCCAGGCGCCACAAGGAGGACCCGGACCUGACCAUGCGCACCCAGACCGAGCGCAGGACGCUGCACCCGCAGUGGGAGGCCCAGUGGGUCGUGGCCAACGUGCCGCCGACGGGCUUCGUCCUCAAGUGCCGCCUGUACGACGAGGACUACGCCAACUCCGACGACCGCCUGGGCAACGUCACCGUCAAGGUGCCCCGGCUGUACGAGGGGUGGGAUCAGUUCCCCCUACCCGGGCGGGAGCUGCAGGCCAAGAAGCGCGUCAUGAGCAAGCGCGCCCUCGUGUUCAAGGGCCUGUCGGGCGUCGUGACCCACAACUUCGACCUCACCCCCAGGUUGUGCCUGAGCAUCGAGAUGCUCGGCAAGUCCGACCCCCCCUUCGCCCAGAUGUACACCGUCGGUCCGCAGAGGUGGUGCAGGCACUUCAGUCCCAUGAUCGGCAGGCUCAUCGGCACAAAGGUCGACGCCGACGAGGAGCAGGAGGCUGAGGCCGCCGCCGAGAGUCAACGUCCCGGGUCUCGUCACGAGCCCAGCAGGGCGACUCAGAAAUACGACUUUCAAGCCAACGAGAUGCAGCUCAAGGGUCCGGUGCCCCCCCGCCUGUACCACCGGUUCGUCGAAUUCCGACCCAUCAUCGGGUCCAUGUUCACGUCUACGGGACUGCGGGGCAAGGUGCUCAACGCGGCCCUGCACAAGCAGCACGCGCGCAUCUACAACUUCGACAAGUCGACCGAGUGGGGCCAGUUCGAGCCGUGCACCGAGGAGGCGUCGCUGCAGCUCCUCCGCCUGGCGCACUUCGACCAGGGCGGGCGCAUAUUCACGUACGUGCUGACGCUGGACGGGCUGCUGCGCUUCACCGAGACGGGCCACGAGUUCGGCAUCGACCUGCUGAGCAAGCAUACGAUGCACUCCAACGUGCAGACGUACAUUGCCUACUCGGGCGAGUUCUUCAUCCGGCGGACGCGCCACCCCCACCCUUCCAACGACGACCCGGACCCGGCCGAGAGGACGCACCCGCCCGACAAGUCGGUUCCCGGCGGCCCCCCCCGGUCCCCGCCGCCCCUGGACCCGGCCUACUACCAGCUCAUCAUCGACAACGAGUCGGGCACGUACCGCCCCGAGAAGUCGGUCCUGCCCGAGCUCAAGCAGUUCCUCGAGCGCAACUUCCCCCGCCUCGGCGUCGUCGCCAUGUCCUGCGGCGACGACCGGCUGCGCAAGCUCAAGGACAAGCAGCGCAGCGUCAAGAAGCAGGAGGGCCGCAUCGUCAACAUGGUCAUGAACAACGGCAGCAGCAGCAGCCUGUCCUCGGCCGAGAGCCAUCUCGAGCACCGCGGCGAGAACUGGGACACGGAGCAGCUGAGCAAGAGGGAGGCCGCGUAUGCUGUCCUGGAGGACCCGAGCAAGGCCAAGGAAGCGGUGCAGAGGUUCCUGCCCAUCAGGUCUGCGAAGCCGGGGAGUACUUCCAGGUGA